UGUGAUAAACUUAUUAAAUAGACCAAUGGAACAAGAACUGGACAUUUUUGGACCUUCAGCGCCUGCGCUUAUUCUCUGUUGCCAGUGCUCAACUCCAAUUCAGCCAAAUGCAGCUAACAUGUGUGUGAACUGCCUUAAGGUGCAGGCCAAUAUUGGGGAGGAGAUCUCGACCAACAACACGCUUGAGAUCUGUCAGAAGUGUACAAGGGUGUUGCAGCCUCCCAAUCAGUGGAUAAGUGCAGAAUUGGAAUCGAAACAGUUACUCGGAGUCUGUCUGAAAAGAAUCAAAGGUCUGAAAAAGAACCUCAGACUGGUAGAUGCUUCCUUCAUAUGGACUGAACCGCACUCAAAAAUGGUAAUGGUGAAGAUAGUCGUGGAAAAAGAAAUAGAAGUUGGAACUAUUCUGAGACAAAAUGUUGUGGUUAAUUUUGUCAUUCAAAACCACAUGUGUGAUGAUUGUCAUCGAUCUGAAGCUCAAGAUUUCUGGAAAGCGGUGGUACAAGUCCGACAAAAAACGACCCACAGAAAAACGUUCUACUAUUUGGAACAGCUCAUUCUUAGAUAUAAUCAACACUCAUUGUGUACUAAUGUUAAAACCGAAAGCGGAGGAGUCGAUUUUUUCUUUGCACGAGAACAAGAUGCGAGAAAGCUUCUCGAGUUUGUCCAACAAGUCGUCCCAUGUCGCUAUUCGGCGUCGAAGAAACUGAAGUCACACGACGCUUCCGAUAACUUCUACAAUUAUAAAUACAAUUUAAGUAUCGAAAUUGUACCAAUAUGUCGUGAAAACAUUGUUGCGUUGCCCAAAAAAUUAGCCCAAUCUUUGGGAAAUUUGUCACAGCUAUGUAUUUGCAUUCACGUGACAAAUUUGAUCACGCUCAUUGAUCCAUUCACCUUGCAUUUGGGCGAAGUUUCGGCUAAUGUGUUCUGGCGGGAACCAUUUUCGGCCAUUUGCGCACCAAGCCAACUGACCGAAUUUGUGAUAAUCGAAGUGGAAGUAACAGAUCACGCAAACAUGAAUCUAAGCAGUGGCGGUGUUGUUUCGAAUAGACACAUGCUAGCCGAUGUGUAUAUGAGCCGACAUAAUGAAAUUGGAAUCGCCCAAGUUCAUACGAGGACGCAUUUAGGUCAUCUACUUAGACCAGGCGAUACAGUGCUAGCGUUUGACUUUCGUUAUAGUAAUGUAAACCACGCGGUUCUUGAAACAAUGGAUGCUUCUAAGAUUCCAGAUGCGAUAAUAGUGAAGAAGAUAUACCCGAAUCGUGUUAAAAGAAACAGAGAGCGAAGAUGGAAAUUGAAGAAACUGGGAAUAACUCGCGAUUCCGUGUCGUGUAGUAAUGACAAUGACUACGCGGAGUUCAUGGAAGAUUUAGAAGAGGAUUCGGUUAUGAGGAGCAAAGUGAACAUCUACGCUGAUAAGAAGAAAUUAGGGAAAAAUGGGGGCGGUGCGAGUUCAAUGGACGUUGAUGGUCAAAAUAACCCGGAUGAAGAAUAUCCCCAGAUUUCGCUGGAAGAAAUGCUGGAAGAUCUGAACUUCGAGGAUUCUUCUUAGAUGCUUAAUAAAAAUCAAUAAAAUUGAGUGGGUAUGACUGAACAUGUUUGGAUAAAGGAAAGAAAUUACACUUAAUUUGAAAUUUAGU
Molecule: messenger RNA, 1637 nt
Organism: Symsagittifera roscoffensis
Lineage: Eukaryota; Metazoa; Xenacoelomorpha; Acoela; Convolutidae
Product: 60S ribosomal export protein NMD3-like
Exons: 3
Coding region: 26-1549 (507 amino acids)
Biological process (GO): ribosomal large subunit export from nucleus
Cellular component (GO): cytoplasm; nucleus
Molecular function (GO): ribosomal large subunit binding
Source: RefSeq, a predicted model, not a curated record